Maudiozyma barnettii is the source of this 1434-nucleotide messenger RNA. RefSeq names its product citrate (Si)-synthase CIT3 (gene CIT3). The coding region runs from base 1 to 1434 and encodes 477 amino acids. The record is from RefSeq and is a predicted model, not a curated record. NCBI's taxonomy places the organism in Eukaryota, Fungi, Ascomycota, Saccharomycetes, Saccharomycetales, Saccharomycetaceae. Gene Ontology annotation, biological process: carbohydrate metabolic process; tricarboxylic acid cycle. The transcript has a single exon. Gene Ontology annotation, cellular component: mitochondrial matrix. Gene Ontology annotation, molecular function: 2-methylcitrate synthase activity.
AUGCUAAGAAAGUUUACUAGAGUGUAUAGUUCAGUUCACUCUACUAGUUUGUCAUCAUCGGCUUUGAAAGACACCCUUAGAGAAUUGAUUCCGUUGCAAAGAUCACGAUUGAAAGACUUAAAGACAAAUCAUUCAAAUGUUAAAAUUGAUAAUAUUACAGUCGGUUCAAUAAUUGGAGGAAUGCGUGGGAAUCAAUCAAUGUUAUGGGACGGUACAACAUUAUCACCGAAUGAAGGGAUCAAGUUUAAAGGGAUGACAAUUAAACAAUGUCAGGACUCAUUACCUGGCAUCGAUGGAAUCUUCUUACCGGAAUCAAUGAUUUGGUUAUUAUUGACAGGUAAGAUUCCAACAAUGCAAGAAACAAAAAGUAUUACAAAUUUAUUUAACGAAAUCUUAAAAUCACAAAAUAAUUGUUUACCAAUUGAAGUCGAUAGCAUUAUGAAUAAUUUACCAAAAGAUUUACAUCCAAUGACUCAAUUAUCAAUUGGGUUGGAAUGUUUAAGUAAUAAUUCAAGUUUUGCAAAUUUAUAUAAAGAUGGGAAAAUUGGUAAAAACGAUUAUUGGGAUUCAACGUUUGAUGAUUCAAUGGUUUUAAUCGCAAAUUUACCUUUACUAAUUGGUAAAAUUUAUUCAAAUUUAAUUAAUAAUGGCAAAUCUUUAGGUUCAAUUAAUAAUUCAAUGGAUUGGAGUUAUAAUAUCUGCUCAAUGCUAGGUAUGACUUCCACAAAGGAUUCAAUUAAUAAAAAUAAUUUAAACGAUAAACAAUUAAUCGAUUUUAAUAAUUUAAUGAGACUGUAUUUAGGCAUUCAUGUUGAUCAUGAAGGUGGGAACGUCUCGGCCCAUACAACUCAUUUAGUAGGUAGUACUUUAGCUGAUCCAUUUCUAAGUUAUGCUUCAGGUAUUAAUGGACUUGCGGGACCUUUACAUGGCUUAGCUGCACAAGAAGUUGUUAGAUUCUUAAUUAAUUUGGAAAAAAACGUUAAUGACGUUAACGAUAAUAAAUUAAUCGAAUCACAAAUUUGGGAAAUUUUAAAUUCAAAUAAAGUCAUCCCAGGUUAUGGUCAUGCCGUAUUAAGAAAACCGGAUCCAAGAUUUAAUGUAAUGCUGGAAUUUGUUGAAAAUAGACAACAAGAAUUCCAAGAUGAUCCCCACGUUCAAUUAAUGCAAAAAUUAUCAACUUUAGUACCUUCAAUCUUAUUAAAACAUGGGAAAUGUAAUAAUCCUUAUCCAAAUGUCGAUGCAGCAUCAGGGAUAUUGUUUUAUCAUUACGGUAUUCAAGAAUUGUUAUUCUUUACAGUAAUCUUUGGUUGUUCAAGAUCAAUUGGCCCAUUAGUUCAAUUGAUUUGGGAUAGAAUUUAUGGUUUGCCAAUUGAAAGACCAAAAUCGUUAGAUUUAAAGACAUUGGAGAAGUUGACAACGUCACGCACUUCAUAA